Passer domesticus (house sparrow) is the source of this 1509-nucleotide messenger RNA. RefSeq names its product zinc finger protein 418-like. The transcript has 7 exons. NCBI's taxonomy places the organism in Eukaryota, Metazoa, Chordata, Aves, Passeriformes, Passeridae. Gene Ontology annotation, cellular component: nucleus. The coding region runs from base 1 to 1509 and encodes 502 amino acids. Gene Ontology annotation, biological process: regulation of transcription by RNA polymerase II. Gene Ontology annotation, molecular function: sequence-specific DNA binding; DNA-binding transcription factor activity, RNA polymerase II-specific. The record is from RefSeq and is a predicted model, not a curated record.
AUGGAGGAGAAGGCUGCGAGGAAGAGGAAGAUGUCCUGGGACCACCAGGUGGUCCAUGAGCAGCUUCCUGAUGGGGAGAAGCCCUACAAGUGCUUGGAGUGUGGGAAGAGCUUCAGGUGGAGCAGCCACCUGAUCAGCCACCAGAUGAUCCACACCGGGGAAUGGGCCUACGAGUGUGGGGAAUGUGGGAAGGGCUUCAGCUACAGAUCCACCCUUGUGACCCACCAACGCAUCCACACUGGGGAGAGGCUCUAUGAAUGUCCUGAGUGUCAGAAGAGGUUUCAGACCCGCUACAAUCUCCUCAGGCACCAAAGGAUUCACACCGAUGAGAGGCCCUUCCGCUGCCCCGACUGCGGGAAGGGCUUCAAGCAGAAUUCCCACCUCGUCACCCACCGGCGCAUCCACACUGGGGAGAGGCCCUUCCUCUGCCCUGAUUGCGGGAAGGGCUUCAAGCGCAAUUCUCAACUCGUCACCCACCGGCGCAUCCACACUGGGGAGAGGCCCUACGAGUGUCCCCAGUGUGGGAAGAGCUUCACCCACAGUUCUAACUUAACCAGACACCAACACAGUCACCACAGCCUGGAAGAAGACCAGACCCUUCUACAGGAUCACUGCUUUGACAGAAUCACGAUCAUCGCUGCAACAGCACUGCAGCCACCAUUUAAUGGGACUGCUACCAGCACCCUGACCAACAGGCCCUACAAGUGCUUGGAGUGUGGGAAGAGCUUCAGGCAGAGCAGCACCCUGAUCCGCCACCAGAUGAUCCACACUGGGGAAUGGGCCUACGAGUGUGGGGAAUGUGGGAAGGGCUUCAGCUGCAGCUCAAAACUUGUCAGGCAUCAAUGCAUCCACACUGGGGAGAGGCCCUACGAGUGUCCCCAGUGUGGGAAGAGGUUUCACACCAGCUCCAACCUCCUCCAGCACCAGCGGAUUCACACAGAUGAGAGGCCCUUCUGCUGCCCUGACUGCGGGAAGGGCUUCAACCGCAACUCCCACCUUGUCACCCACCGGCGUAUCCAUACUGGGGAGAGGCCCUACGAGUGUUCCCAGUGUGGGAAGAGCUUCACCCAGAGCUCUCAUUUGACCGGACACCAACACAGUCACCAGGGUGAAAAGCCCUACAAGUGCUUGGAGUGUGGGAAGAGCUUCAGGUGGAGCAGCACCCUGAUCCGCCACCAGAUGAUCCACACUGGGGAAUGGGCCUACGAGUGUGGAGAGUGUGGGAAGGGCUUCAGCUACAGAUCCACCCUUGUGACCCACCAACGAAUCCACACCGGGGAGAGGCUCUAUGAAUGUCCUGAGUGUCCCCACCUCGUCACCCACCGGCGCAUCCACACUGAUGAGAGGUCCUUCCUCUGCCCUGACUGCGGGAAGGGCUUCAAGCGCAAUUCUCAACUCAUCACCCACCAGCGCAUCCACACUGGGGAGAGGCCCUACGAGUGUCUCCAGUGUGGGAAGAGCUUCACCCACAGUUCUAACUUAACCAGACACCAACAGAGGCACCAGUAG